This is a messenger RNA of Coregonus clupeaformis (lake whitefish), 3314 nucleotides long. It is a transcript of the gene slc67a2, whose product is annotated as major facilitator superfamily domain containing 9. The transcript is spliced from 6 exons. NCBI's taxonomy places the organism in Eukaryota, Metazoa, Chordata, Actinopteri, Salmoniformes, Salmonidae. The record is from RefSeq and is a predicted model, not a curated record. Gene Ontology annotation, molecular function: transmembrane transporter activity. Gene Ontology annotation, biological process: transmembrane transport. The coding region runs from base 251 to 1684 and encodes 477 amino acids.
GCCAGCAGGUCAGUCAUAAAACAUGACGCAUCAAUGAAUCCACUUUGAUUAAAUGUAGGCUAUUUUCUGCCAAAUAUGACAAUAUCGGCACAUCCUCAACAGAUUUAAUUGAGGUGGUUGGAAGUUAAAUCGAACACGAACACUCCUGAAGAGAGCGAAUAUUCCAGGAACUGCAGGGUGUUCUUUGUUAUGGUUGAUCCGCACUGUAGCGCUUCUGCAUUGACCAUCAACGAGCUGUCAGGGCGGGAGAAUGAAUAACGCAACAUUUAGCAUAUUAAAUCAGAUACCAAGGAGACGAACACGGAUUAUACAAUGUAUCUAUGUGGUGGGGUUCAUGGACCUGUUUGGGGUGAGCAUGAUCAUUCCCCUGCUGAGUCACCAUGUGAAGGCCCUGGGGGCCAGCCCCACCGUGGCAGGCUUAGUAGGUUCCACAUAUGGGAUCCUACAGCUCUUCUCUAGCACUAUAGUUGGCAGCUGGAGUGACGUGGUGGGAAGGCGGUACUCUAUGCUGACGUGUCUGCUGCUGAGUGCUCUGGGCUACGGCCUGCUGGGGAUGUCCACCAACAUCGCCCUGUUUGUCCUGGCUAGGAUCCCUGUGGGGCUGUUCAAGCACUCCCUGUCUAUCUGCCGGGCCCUGCUUUCUGAUCUGGUGUCUGAGGCGGAGCGCCCCCUGGUGAUGGGGCACUUCAACGCGGCCUCCAGCGUGGGCUUCAUCUUGGGACCCGUGGUGGGGGGCUACCUCACAGAGCACGAGGGGGGCUUCUACACCUCCUCCUUCACCUGCGCCGCCAUCUUCCUCCUCAACACAGGUCUGGUUUGGCUGCUUCCCUGGAGCGAUGCACUAACCCCACGCACCGAUGCUAACUCCAACAGCAGCGCUAGCAAAGCCAGCUGCCACGAGAACGACAACCACUUCACCUCGACACAGCAAAACUGCUCCCAUGGCAACAGCAAUAAACACACUACAGCGUCGGCGACAGCGGUCACGGGAUCAGUGACUCCGGGGAAGAACCAAAGGAGCUGGGACCUGGACUGGGGGGAGGUGUCCCUGCUCCAGCCUGCCUGGCGUCAGCUCUCCUCGGUGGGCUCCAAGAUUAGCACGGUGGCCUCCUCGGACAUGUGGGACCUGUUCCUGGUGCGUCUGCUCAUGGCCAUGGCCAUAAUGCUAUACUACAGUAACUUCUCCCUGGCCAUGGAGGAGCGCUUCAUGCUGAAGCCCAAGGCCACAGGUUAUCUAAUCAGCUACAGCUCUACCCUGGGGGCCCUAGCCGGGUGCUUGGUGGGGCCCGUCACCAAACUGUACGGUAACGAUAUGCCGGCGCUGUUGCUACACUCUACGGUCCUCACGUGUUGCCUAAUCCUGCUCUACGCCGCAGCGCCCAGUGUCUGGCAUGUGUUGUUAAGUUCCACUUUCUUCGCCAUCUCCACGACCAUCGGACGCAACUGCAUCACCGACCUGGAGCUGCAGAAAGGGGGAGCUCACGCCAGCGGCACACUCAUCGGGGCGGGGCAGUCGGUGACUGCGGUGGGGCGCGUGCUCGCCCCCCUGCUCUCGGGGCUGGCCCAGGAGUUUAGUCCCUGUGGGCCCCCUGUUCUGGGGGUGGGACUGGCGUUAGCGGCUGUUGCCCUGCUGCUGGUCAGGGUGCCAAAAUGGGACGGGAGAGGCAAGAGGAAAGAGGCAUAACUCUGAGUCACGCACAGAGAGAGAGUGAAUCAAUGAGAGAGACAAUGAGAGAGGGAGCGAGAUCAAAAUUACCACAGCACUGGAGACAGAACUGAUGCAGAACUGUUGGGGUUGUUUGUUGUUGAUGUGUCAGCGGGGUGUUGUUUCGUUGAUUGUUUUGUAGCUGUCGACGACAGAGCCACAACGCCGCUCUGCGGCUCUGUUGGUUUGGUCUCGAAGUGAUGACAUCACAGUACCGAUAGGACCCGGGUCAUCAUCAGCAUCGCUGUUCCCCCCUUCAGUCCCCCAAACAGGGACGAACUCAAAAAGUGCAGUGUUGCCAAGAUAACCAUGAACCAAGCCAGUAGCCCUCUGUAAAUGGCGUGGGAGGGUGUCCAUGCUAAGUUAGCUUAGCAUAGGUCAACAAAAUGUCAGUGGCUCAUUGAGUUCAUAUAGCUUAGAAAUAUUCAAAUGUUUAUAUCUCUAGUGAGAGACAGUAAUUCAAUUAAAAACAACAACAUAUAAGCCUAAUGUUACUCUAAUGUAAUCCUGAUCUUCCUUAAUAACCACUACAAAUAGUCCAGAAAAGUCUUGGUAUUGAAAAUACACAUUUCCCAAAAUGCUCUGUUUCUGACCUAUCCUAUGAGGGUGAAGGGGCUUCUCUUACCUCUCUGGUGCCAAAUUCUAUUUUCUCUCCCUUCUCACCAAAGUAUGCACUCAUUCACCCUCCCUUAAGAAUUGAACACAUUUGGAUUGGUGUGAAAACAUCCACACCAAUCCAAUGCUUUUAAAUCCUUUAGGGGGAGUGAUCAAGUGCACACUGGGGAAAAGGGUCAAUAACCUUAAUUGAGCUUGAGUAAGGGUUGUCUACAGGCACAUAUCUAGGAUUAAUUUACCCUUCCUAAAUCCUAACCCUAACCAUGUGGGGGGAAGUAAAACAUAUUUUUAAAGGAUCUUAGAUCAGUGUAUGUGGGUAACAUCAUCCUACUUCCUUUUAACCACUAAGAUAUCGGGACCUUUUUAAUGGAAAUUGUUACUUUUAUAAAAAAUAUAUAAUUAAUUUUAAUUGUAUAUUAUUUUCCCUUAUUCUACAUAGUCCAUAUUGAGUUUAUUCCCAAUUCAUUCAUUUAUUGGAAAGUGGGCUUAUAUUUAUCAAUACAAAUUGUUAAUUAUUAUUUUGAUAUGAAGUUUUCCUCUUAUUUUGAAUGGAGUUGCCCUUACAUUGACCCAAAUGCUACUGAAUGUUAUGAAGACAAUUAUUGUACUGAAUGAUUAAUAUGAAGGAAGUGAAGAUCCUGCCAUUUGACAAUAAUAAGUAUAUUUCUAAACAUGUGAAUGUUCUUUAAUGUGGCAGUUGCAUAACUUCAGUUUAAUUUCUUUUAGAUUUGAUGAUGGAUGACUGAAGGUUCAAGUUUGUGUGAGAUGUAUUUCUCCUACAAGGUGGUUUUAGCUCUGUUGCUAAUGCUGAGUUCAUGACAUCUCCUAAAUUCAUAAAUAUGAGCAUAUGACUGGGGAAAAUCCACUUGAACGCCCCUCCAACUUAUAAUUACUAGUGUCAAACUCGUCCAUCAUCCCUGAGCUCUGACUUCUCCCACAUGUUAAACUCUGACGUCACCUACUAAGGAAAUUACCUCGAUAGCAUUUUCAGCAG